This is a messenger RNA of Punica granatum (pomegranate), 1848 nucleotides long. Lineage: Eukaryota; Viridiplantae; Streptophyta; Magnoliopsida; Myrtales; Lythraceae. The record is from RefSeq and is a predicted model, not a curated record.
AUGGCAACCUGUUCCUUCCCUGUGCUCCGAUAUCUCUAUCUAUCAGAUAUCCGGUUGACGAAAUUCCCGUACUUCUUGAGUUCUUCCGCUGAGCUGAAAGGGUUGGACCUCUCCGGAAACAUGAUCAGUGGAGGGAUUCCUAAAUGGUUUUGGAGAGUAGGGAGGAACACAUUGACAGAAGUAGACUUCUCAGACAAUGAUUUUAAUGGUCCUCUACCUGACCCUCAUUCUUCGAUAGAGACGUUCGAUGCCUCCAGCAACAAUUUCUCUGGAGAGAUCCCAUCUUCAAUCUGCCAAGCCAGUUCACUAACUCAGCUCGAUCUCUCAAAUAACAGACUCAGUGGCACCAUUCCGAGAUGUUUGGGUGAUUUAAAAAGCCUCUUGUGGCUCGAUGCCUCUAAUAACAGUUUGACUGGAGAGAUCCCAUCUUUAGUCUGCCAGAUGGGGAAUUUAAGCUUUCUUUCCUCCUUGGAUUUGAGCUACAAUCUGUUACAAGGUCCACUGCCACAAUCUCUGGCAAACUGUACGAGCUUGCAGCAUUUAAUUGUCAGCUACAAUGCAAUAUCUGAUACAUUCCCGGGCUGGCUAAAUGCUGUCUACAGGUUGAAGACUCUACAUUUACAGUUCAACAGGUUUCAUGGAGCCAUUGAAAUUCCCCUCCCUCCGCAAAUUUCAUCCUUGAACCUCUCCAACAAUGAGUUUUCUGGACAGUUGCCAAUAAAUUUCCUUCUAAAUUCAACUGCUGAGUUCGUUGUCUUAGCCAAUAACAAUUUUGAAGGACCUCUCCCGAUUCUAUCACCAUCCGUCAAUUACUAUUUCGUUUCAAACAAUGAGUUCAGUGGAGACAUUCCUUAUCAGCUCUGCAACGCCACUGGGCUGGAGAUUAUCAACCUGUCCAAUAACUGCUUGACCGGCACCAUUCCUCACUGUUUGAUAAAUGUUAGUGUCUCCGUAUUGGAUCUACAAGGAAAUCAAUUUGUAGGUCAGAUACCAGAGAUAAUUUUCACUGAAGAGAGCUGGAUCAGGACAAUCCGCUUAGGUCAAAAUCAACUCAGAGGGACGUUGCCACGAUCUUUGACACGUUGCAAGGAUUUGGAAGUUUUGGAUCUCGGCGAAAAUGAGUUAGAGGGCCACUUCCCUUACUGGUUGGAUACUCUCCUCAUCUGCAAGUUUUCUGGUCGACUGCCAGCUGAGUACAUUGUCAUAUUAAUAGCCAUGAAGUUUGAAGAGAAAGGUGGUUUACAAUAUAUGGGUGACUCCAACUAUGAAGAUACCGUUUCACUGGUCAUGAAAGGGGAGGAGUUAGUGCUGGAGAAAAUUCUGACUGUGUUUACUACCAUCGACUUCUCAAGGAACUUCUUCGAAGGAGAGAUCCCAGAGAUCCCUUCUUCUGUGGAGAAUUUGACUAAUCUUGAGUGGCUGGACCUAUCCUCGAACAAGCUCAAUGGGGAGAUCCCCAAAGGAUUGGCAGAUCUUUCGUCACUCUCCACCUUGAAUCUCUCAUAUAACCAGCUUGUGGGACCGAUUCCACAUGGCCCGCAAAUGGAUACAUUCAACCACCCCUUUGAAGGGAAUCCCGGCCUGUGUGGUCCUCCGUUGUCAAAUCCAUGUGACACUUUGGAGCAGUCACCGCCGCAUUCAACUUCCCCUGAAGAAGAAGAAGGGCAUUGGAUUGAAUGGAGGGCAGUGGCAAUGGGCUGCGGAUGUGGACUCAUCUUCGGGAUGUCAGCAGGAUACCUUAUGCUGGAAACCGGGAGAUUGAGAUGGUUGGUGAGAAUGGUGCAGGGGAAAAAGCGCAGGAAAAAGACAAAAUACAAAAUAAUCAGGAGGAGCACCAGAGGCCAAUGA